ACCCAUCUCACAAGCAUACUACAAAAAACAUGUCAGCCUCAUUAGCACCGGAAUGCAACCAAGUCAAGGAGCGCUACGACAACUGCUUCCUAAAGUGGUACAGCGAGAAGUUUUUGCGUGGCACUGCUACAACUGAUGACUGCAAACCCAUCUUUGAGCAGUACGAAAAAUGUCUUUCUAGAGCGCUGAAUGAACGAGGCAUUGACAAGAUGCUUAAAGAAGUGCGCGAAGACAACAAAGAAAACGAUGCCGAGCAUAUGAAACCUAGUCGAUGAGCAUUGGAACAUAGAUACUAGUCCGUCCUGGUAGCAUUUUUCCUUUCGCUUUUCAACUACCUCCACACUCCAAAAUUUAUC
This is a messenger RNA of Bipolaris maydis ATCC 48331, 356 nucleotides long. Its product is annotated as mitochondrial distribution/morphology family 35/apoptosis. Gene Ontology annotation, molecular function: phosphatidic acid transfer activity. NCBI's taxonomy places the organism in Eukaryota, Fungi, Ascomycota, Dothideomycetes, Pleosporales, Pleosporaceae. The record is from RefSeq and is a predicted model, not a curated record. Gene Ontology annotation, biological process: phospholipid translocation. Gene Ontology annotation, cellular component: mitochondrial intermembrane space; nucleus; cytosol.